GAUCAUCGCAAAAGAAAGAAGUGAGGCAACCUGAGAACACUUAAGAAAGAGAUAAACAAUGGGUACAAAAAAUGUGGGUUUCAUUUUAGGGCUCAUAGGGUUCUUGUUUCUCGAUGGACUUCUCCUUUGCAUGGCUCUUCAAGUCCAUCAUUACGAUUUUGUUCUUCAAGAAGCAAAUUUUACAAGGCUAUGCAGCACAAAGAGCAUGUUGACUGUGAACGGCAGUUUCCCAGGUCCAACAAUUCAGGCUCGUAGAGGAGACACUAUGUAUGUUAAUGUCAUCAAUCAGGGAAGAUAUGGGGUCACCAUUCACUGGCAUGGAGUGAAGCAGCCAAGGAAUCCAUGGUCAGAUGGUCCUGAGAACAUAACACAAUGUCCAAUUGCAGCAGGAACCAACUUCACCUAUGAGGUUAUAUUGUCCGAUGAGGAAGGAACUCUUUGGUGGCAUGCCCAUAGUGACUGGACUCGAGCCACGGUCCAUGGUGCCAUUAUCAUUUUACCAGCUGCCGGAACUACUUAUCCAUUUUCUACGCCUUACAAGGAACAGACAAUCAUACUCGGUUCCUGGUUCAAGGCAGACGUAAUGGCCAUGAUUCAAAAUGCCAUCGCAACAGGCUCCACCCCGAGUAAUUCAGACGCUUUUACAAUCAAUGGUCAACCAGGGGACUUAUAUGAGUGCUCUAAUGACACAACAUAUCGCUUACCGGUUGAAUCUGGCAAAACUUAUCUUCUUCGCAUUGUGAAUGCUGUGAUGAACGAAGAACAAUUCUUCGGAAUUGCUAACCACAACCUCACAGUUGUCGCGCAAGAUGCUGCAUACAUAAAACCAAUAAAUACAAGUUACAUAAUGAUAACUCCUGGACAAACCAUGGAUGUUUUGUUCACAGCAAACCAAAAUCUCAGCCACUAUUACAUGGCGUCGACGCCUUACGUCGAUAGUGGUAUUCUAUUUCCCAACACCACCACCACAGCAAUUGUUGAAUAUGAAGGCAACUAUUCUGCCCCUUCAUCUCCUUUCUUCCCAUCCCUUCCAAGUAACACUGACAUAACUUCUGCACUAAACUUUACUAAUCAAAUAAAGAGCUUAGCCAGUAACGAGCAUCCCAUCAAUGUUCCCAAAAAUAUCAGCACGCGAAUCUAUAUAACCGUUUCUUUGAAUCUAUUGUUGUGUGCCAACGGCUCGUGUGAUUCCGGCACUGGUGAUAGACAAGCCGCCAGCUUAAAUAAUAUCAGUUUCGCCACUCCUCAAAUCGAUAUACUACAAGCAUACUACAGGAAUUUGACAAACGGAACUUUCGACCGCGAUUUCCCAAGCGAGCCCCCAUUUUUUUUCAACUUCACGGGAGAUGUGUCAAAUGUAGGAGCGUUCACAGCGCAAGGGACAAAGGCAAGGAUGAUAAAUUAUGGUGAAGUGGUGGAAAUUGUCCUCCAAGGGACAAAUAUUGGAAAUGCACCGUCAAGUCAUCCAAUCCAUUUACACGGUUUCAGCUUCUAUCUGGUUGGAACGGGUUCAGGAAAUUUCAACAAUGUCACUGAUCCACUCUCUUAUAAUUUGGUUGACCCACCUGUAGUUAACACCAUUAACCUCCCAAGAAGUGGAUGGGCUGCAAUUCGGUUUUCAGCUGACAACCCUGGUGUGUGGUUUAUGCAUUGCCAUUUUGAGAGGCAUUCAACAUGGGGCAUGGACACAGUUUUCAUUGUACAGAACGGGCGUUACCAGAACCAGAGCAUGCUGCCACCACCAGCUUACAUGCCUCCUUGUUAUUAAUUUGUCUUGUGCUUAAUUAAUUAAGUUGCCGUAGCUCCUGUUUAAUUGGUUACAAUUUUAGUAAUAUGGAAUGUACUUCAAUAAAAACAUUAAAAAUGUUAUCUGA
Messenger RNA from Mangifera indica (mango), 1874 nucleotides. Its product is annotated as putative laccase-9. Gene Ontology annotation, cellular component: apoplast. Gene Ontology annotation, biological process: lignin catabolic process. Gene Ontology annotation, molecular function: copper ion binding; hydroquinone:oxygen oxidoreductase activity. The record is from RefSeq and is a predicted model, not a curated record. The coding region runs from base 59 to 1768 and encodes 569 amino acids. The transcript has 7 exons. NCBI's taxonomy places the organism in Eukaryota, Viridiplantae, Streptophyta, Magnoliopsida, Sapindales, Anacardiaceae.